Cyprinodon variegatus (sheepshead minnow) is the source of this 436-nucleotide messenger RNA. Its product is annotated as von Willebrand factor A domain-containing protein 5A-like. The annotation marks the transcript as partial. NCBI's taxonomy places the organism in Eukaryota, Metazoa, Chordata, Actinopteri, Cyprinodontiformes, Cyprinodontidae. The transcript is spliced from 4 exons. The record is from RefSeq and is a predicted model, not a curated record.
GUACAAUGAGAAGACCAUGAAUGAGGCUCUGAAUAAGGUUGAAAAGAUGGAGGCAAACCUUGGCGGAACAGAGAUUAUUCGGCCUCUCCAACACAUUUAUAGCCAGCCCUGCAUUCCUGAACAGCCUCGACAGCUGUUUGUUUUCACUGAUGGAGAGGUGGGAAACACCAAAGAAGUUAUUGACCUUGUUAAGAAGAAUUCAGGCUCCCACAGAUGUUUCUCCUUUGGGAUCGGAGAAGGCGCCAGCUCUGCUCUCAUCAACGGGAUGGCCAAAGAGGGAGGAGGUCACGCUCAGUUCAUCACCGGGACUGAUAGGAUGCAACCAAAGGUGAUGCAGUCACUCAGGUUUGCUCUGCAUCCCACUGUGGAGGAUGUUUCUGUCUCUUGGGAUUUACCAAAGGAAGUGUCUGCCACCAUACUCUCUCCUCCAAUCAGA